AUGAGUCUGGAUAUCGCCAGCAUUGAUGCCAUCUCAGAAAUCAAUAUGGACUACACAGCCACUAUCUUCCUGCGUCAGCGUUGGAGGGACUCCCGACUGGUAUUCCCAGGGAAUGAGAGUGUGAGUGUGGAUGGACGACUAGUCUCCCUCCUCUGGAUCCCAGACACCUUCAUUCCAGACUCCAAACGCUCCUUCCUGCAUGACGUCACCAUGGAGAACCGUCUCAUACGGAUCUUCAGCAACGGGACCGUUCUCUAUGCUCUACGAAUAACAGCGACCAUCGCCUGCAACAUGGACCUGACCAAGUACCCAAUGGACAGACAGGUGUGCACACUGCAGCUGGAGAGCUGGGGCUACAACCUACAGGAUGUAAUAUUCUACUGGACUAGAGGGAAUGACUCAGUGAAGGGUCUGGACACACUGCGCCUUGCCCAGUACAGUGUUGAGACUUACUACACAUCUGUUUCUGAGGCUGUCUAUGAGACAGGGCUGUACCCGAAGCUGGUGCUCCACUUUGCUCUGCGCAGAAACGUGUUGUUCUUUAUCCUGGAGACAUACGCCCCUUCUACUCUGUUGGUGGUGCUCUCCUGGGUCUCCUUCUGGAUCAGCCAAUCAUCUGUCCCUGCACGCACCUGCAUCGGUGUGACCACAGUACUGACAAUGACUACUCUCAUGAUGGGUGCCCGUACCUCUCUCCCCAACGCCAACUGUUUCAUCAAGGCCAUAGACGUGUACCUGGGCAUCUGUUUCACCUUCAUCUUUGGGGCGCUGCUGGAGUAUGCCUGCGCCCACUUCUGUACCGUCCAGCACCAAACCGUAGGAGACAUACACAGGGUGGGUCAAAUAGAGAAAAGUGUGUGUGUGUGUCAAAUGAAAUCAAAUGCUAUUUGUCACAAGCUUGGUAAACAACAGGUGCAGACUAACAGUGACGGGUCCAUCCCCAACAAUGCAGAGUGUGUAUGUUUAUAUGUGUACUUGUCUACCAUAUUUCUGAGAUGAGACCCCCCCCCCC
Oncorhynchus tshawytscha (Chinook salmon) is the source of this 1012-nucleotide messenger RNA. RefSeq names its product gamma-aminobutyric acid receptor subunit pi-like. The record is from RefSeq and is a predicted model, not a curated record. The transcript is spliced from 6 exons. Gene Ontology annotation, cellular component: neuron projection; GABA-A receptor complex; membrane. Lineage: Eukaryota; Metazoa; Chordata; Actinopteri; Salmoniformes; Salmonidae. Gene Ontology annotation, molecular function: neurotransmitter receptor activity; extracellular ligand-gated monoatomic ion channel activity; GABA-A receptor activity. Bases 1 to 999 code for a protein of 332 amino acids. Gene Ontology annotation, biological process: signal transduction; nervous system process; regulation of membrane potential.